UGACAAACGAAAUAGUGAUGAUGUUGUACAUUUUGAGGUAAACAGACUUUGGUCAUUUAAUCCUUAUUUCAAGAUCGGGCAGUUGUGUUUCAAUGUGUUGUAGUUCAUUACAAAUAAUGGUUAUCAAAUUGGUGAAUAUUAAGUGAAUAUAAUAAACAAAAACUUACAUCUUUGCCAAUAACGGCGACACAAACAGCCAUUGUUGUGCACAGAAAAUCUUGACAGCACCGGAAGUGGGACCCUAUAGUCAUGGCGUGAUUAUCCCAUCAAAUGUAGACAUUUGGGUGUUUCUUGGCUUCCUCCGCAACAAUGCCAGGGAGCGAUGAGUAUUAUUUGUACGAGACCAAUGAAAAAGGCGAACAAGUUUUGGUGAAGUCUUUGAGAUCUGAGAAGAAAGCGUAUAUUCGUUUUGUGAAUCGUACUUCAAGGCCUGUGUCUGUUUGGUGGCGUGAUUACAACGGGCAUAGACAACACUACGUUAUAAUGCCGCCAAAUUCUUAUUACAACACAGAUACGUAUAUAAGUCACCCAUGGGAGUUUACCGACGCCUGUACACAGGAGCGGUAUGUUAUUAAUAACAAACAAAUAUUCCGGGCGCCAGAAUGUAUAGCUAAUGUGCAGACGAGGACGACUUGGUACAUUACAAUUGGUGUGAGAUCCUUGCUAAGUACCGUAAUGCUGUCGGUGGCUUCGAGACUGAAUAAUGUGGAACACGUAGAUGCGUUAGGACUGCCAAAGAUGCUGGCUAAUGAACUGAAGAGUCUUGUAGAUAAGUUGAGGACACAAGUGGUAAUUAAUCAUGCAAGACGGUAAUAUUAGUGUGUACAUAGUUAUCCAACAGUGGCCAUCUUGAAAAUAUUAUGUGAGAUUAUUAACUAAAAUAAAUUUGUGAAAAAUAUUAAUAUUUCCCUAGACUGACAUGAACAUUUGUAGUGAUUUGAAUUGACUAUACUAUAAGUUUAAAAAUAUAUUUGACAUAAUUUUAAUAGAAAUACUACUUUAUGUUAUUCAACUAGCUAAUUAAAUACCAAUUAAGAUAAUGGUAAUUUGAUUAUUAUUACACAAGUAACAUGACUAAUAACUUGAUUUCUAUUUGUAAUAAGCUGGUUGUGCUCCUCCUGGGUCAAGGAUUAAGAGGUUUAUUCAUGAACAAGUGUUAUGUCAUAUCUUCUCUUUCUAUCUCUCUCAUCUUUCCAUGUUCCCAGUUGCACCCUCUGCCACAAUGCUCAGGUCCUGGUGUCUGCUUACUCAUAUUUUUUCUUACACUUUGUCCAGUUCCCAGCCUCUUCAGUUUUAAUACCAUUCCAUUCCACAUAUCUGGAUAAAUAAAUACAUAACAAAGAUAUAAACAUAGAAAAAAGA
Molecule: messenger RNA, 1362 nt
Organism: Amyelois transitella
Lineage: Eukaryota; Metazoa; Arthropoda; Insecta; Lepidoptera; Pyralidae
Gene: Vhl
Product: von Hippel-Lindau disease tumor suppressor
Exons: 2
Coding region: 310-813 (167 amino acids)
Source: RefSeq, a predicted model, not a curated record